This is a messenger RNA of Lolium rigidum, 1962 nucleotides long. RefSeq names its product cysteine-rich receptor-like protein kinase 10. Gene Ontology annotation, biological process: protein phosphorylation. Gene Ontology annotation, molecular function: protein kinase activity; ATP binding. The transcript is spliced from 7 exons. Lineage: Eukaryota; Viridiplantae; Streptophyta; Magnoliopsida; Poales; Poaceae. Bases 1 to 1962 code for a protein of 653 amino acids. The record is from RefSeq and is a predicted model, not a curated record.
AUGGGGAUCAUCCUGCUUCUCCUACUCAGCAGCAUCACGCCGUUCCAGGUGGCCGCCGAUGUAUUCUGCGACAACGUAAAGGUCGCCGCGGCCACGCUCGUUAACAAAACCUCCUCUUCCCCGACGCACUUCGCCAUCACCACCUUCGGCCAUGCCCCCGAUGUCGUCUAUGCGCUAGCCUUCUGCCGCGGCGAUAUCGUGGAUGACUCCACCUGCGCCGACUCCGUGACCAACACGUUCCGCAAAGUGCAGAGCCUUAUGCCAUCUGGAGUGGAGUGCUUCAGGGGCUUCUACUUCUACUCCGACUGCAUCUUGCUCUACAGCUCCGAUAACAUGCUCGCGGCCUCCCCAACUACCGUGGGAGCAUUGGGCGACGGGGGGCUGCCCUUCGAGAGGUGGAACGUCAAGAACGUCACCGGCGACGUGCCCCUCAUCACCGGCCUCAUCCACGACCUGCGGGUCGAAACAGUGGAGAAGGCGGCCAACGCGACGCCCAAACGGUUUGCCACGGGCGUUAUGGACAGCGGCACUAGCUUCCCGAAGGUCUACUCCUUGUCGCAGUGCACGCCGGACCUCUCCGCCGGGGACUGUCUGGCGUGCCUGCGUCGUCUCCUCGGCACGAUCAACUCCACCAUGGCCCUGCGCAUGGGAGGACAGAUGGGUGUCGUUCGGUGUUAUUUCAGGUUCGAGGCGUCUAAGUUCUACGAGGGCGAACCCAUGCUAGCUCUUGGGCCGCCAUCGCCAGCUCCAACUCCUAAUGAACACAAGAGUAACAAGCUGUGGGCAAUUCCCAUAGUUCUAGUUCCUCUAGCGGCAGCAGCAUUAUUUCUCUGCGUCUUCUUAUACUCCCGUCGGCUCACAAAGCAACGAAAAGGUAAAGUGUUGCGAUUACAAGGAUUCGGGCGCUUUCAGGGUUCGGAAGGAGUAGAACAACUAGUUUGGCGAACGAAGAAUUCAGAUUUCUCAAUGUUUGACUUUGAACAGCUACUAGAGGCUACAAAUAAUUUCUCAGAAGAAAACAAACUGGGGCAAGGUGGCUUUGGCGCUGUCUACAAGGGCAAGUUUCCUGAUGGAUUGGAUAUAGCAGUUAAGAGACUUGCUUCACAUUCAGGACAAGGUUUCACAGAGUUCAAAAAUGAAGUCCAACUCAUAGCCAAACUCCAGCAUAGCAAUUUGGUUAGGCUCCUGGGGUGUUGCUCUCAGGAAGAGGAGAAAAUAUUGGUGUACGAAUACUUGCCAAACAAAAGCUUGGAUUUCUUCAUCUUUGAUGCGAAAAGAAGAGCUUUACUGGAUUCGUCCAAACUUGUAGCAAUAAUUGAAGGAAUAGCUCAUGGACUUCUUUACCUACAUAAGCACUCCCGGCUGCGUGUCAUACAUCGAGAUCUUAAACCAGGCAAUAUUCUACUAGACAAUGAAAUGAAUCCUAAGAUUUCAGAUUUUGGUCUAGCAAAAAUAUCGACCUCAAAUAACAACGAAGGAAACACUACAAGAAGAGUGGUUGGUACAUAUGGAUACAUGGCCCCUGAGUAUGCUUCGGAGGGCAUCUUCUCUAUUAAAUCCGACGUCUUCAGCUUUGGUGUUAUUAUCUUUGAGAUCCUUAGCGGAAUACGGAAUUCUGGAAACACACAAUGUGGAGAUUUCAUCAAUAUGCUUGGAUAUGCAUGGCAAUUAUGGAAAGAGGGAAGGUGGAUUGAUCUUGUUGAUGCCACAUUGGUUCCUAACAUUCACUUGGCAAAGAUGAUGAGGUACAUUAACAUAGCAUUGUUAUGUGUACAAGCGAGUGCAGCAGAUCGACCAACCAUGGAAGUUGUUGUAGCAAUGUUCAGAAGUGACACUAUGAGCAUUGCUGAGCCUAUGCAACCGGCUUAUUUCAAUCUUAGGGCGGGAAAUGGAGAGUUAGCCACCGCUACUGAGCCUUGUAGCAUUAAUGAUAUAACCAUAUCUGUCAUAAUUGGUAGAUAG